Molecule: messenger RNA, 1505 nt
Organism: Mauremys reevesii (Reeves's turtle)
Lineage: Eukaryota; Metazoa; Chordata; Testudines; Geoemydidae
Gene: TMEM59L
Product: transmembrane protein 59 like
Exons: 8
Coding region: 82-1101 (339 amino acids)
Source: RefSeq, a predicted model, not a curated record
CAAAGCGCGUCACGGGGAGAUUGGCACCGCGCUCCCGCUCCCCGGGCUGCAGCCCCGCACUGCGAGCGGCCGGGGGGAGCCAUGCGAAGGCCCGGGAUGGCGGGGCCGCUGCUCGCCCUCUGCCUGGCGCUGGCAUCCGCCGCGGGCCCCGGGGCUCCCUUCCCCGCGCCGCUGGGGGACAUCAGCGCCUGCCAGCAGCGCUGCGGCCAGCCCCCAGGCGCAGCCCGGGAUGCUGUGCUCAACGCCUGUUACCGAGGAUGCCGGCUGUUCUCCAUCUGUCACUUUGUGGAUGCAAGCGCCGAGCUGAACACAACCAGAGCCGAAUGUGAAUCAGCUUGUAUCGAAGCCUAUGGCAGCGCCGAGGAGCAGUUCGGCUGCACGACUGGAUGCAGGAAGCAGCUGCCCGAGACGCAGAGCCGGAAAGACAAGAGUCUGGAGCUGCAGCCCGUGUCCUUCUCCAUGUUUGACUUGGUCUCCAGCUUUUGCAACGACAUCGUCAGCUCUGCCCAGAGCUUCAUCUCCUCCACCUGGACCUUCUACCUGCAGGCCGAUGAUGGCAAAGUGGUGGUGUUCCAGUCCCAGCCAGAGAUCGAGUACCCGGUGCCCGAGGCGCCAGCGCCCAAGUUGGAUCUGAUGGAGAAGUCCUGGCCUGCGUCCAGUCCUAACACCCUGAAGCCCCACACAGGCCCCCAGGAAAAGCUGGAGAAACCCCCCCUGAAAGAGCCAAAGAGCAAAACGAAGCUCCAGCACCUGGAGACCCAACAACCAGAGCACGACUUCCUGGGCUGCAUGUCCAAGCGGGGGGUGGUGGGGUGCUACAGGCGCUCAGGCCUUCCUCGCUGGAUCCUGGCUGCCUGCCUCUUCCUCUCCAUCAUGGUGAUGCUGUGGCUGAGCUGCGCCAGCCUGGUGACGGCCCCGGACCAGCACGUCAAGACCCAGCCGCUGAGCAUUAACGGCGAUAAGGAGGACCUGGAGGACCUGGAUGGCUCGACCCCCUUUUCUCUGCACCCCGUGAUCGCUGUCACCAUCUGCCCAGCGGACGACAACGAGGAGGCGGGGCCGCUGCCGGUCAAGGUGGAUCUGGACAAAACCGUGCUCUAGAGCCCCUCCCCCACCCGCCUGUCAUCUCCAUGUCUUAUUUCCUGUGAACAUUUUAAUGCACCCCCCCCUUUGCUUUGAUCUGCCUUCCCACUUUCUGCUGUUUUAAACCCCUCCCUGCACUGUGUUUGAAGAUAACCAUCCUGGGCCGUGGGGGGAGGGGGGCAUCCACUCCCGGCCCCACCUCCACCCAUUGUCCUUGUGCGUGGGAGGGGGAAUUGUUUUCCUCCCCCUGGUCACAAUCCCAGCCCCAGCAGGGAGCGGUACUGAGAGGGAUCUGGUCGGUGGGGGGGGUGGUUCUUGCCUUGUGUCUCCGGUGCUCCAGGUGGGAGCUUUGAUGAGAACAACACGGUCUGUGAGCUUGGUUGCCUGGAGUCAGAUGACUGGUGGGAGCAAAGAGGGGAGCA